Molecule: messenger RNA, 1887 nt
Organism: Asparagus officinalis (garden asparagus)
Lineage: Eukaryota; Viridiplantae; Streptophyta; Magnoliopsida; Asparagales; Asparagaceae
Product: L-ascorbate oxidase homolog
Exons: 8
Coding region: 143-1765 (540 amino acids)
Molecular function (GO): copper ion binding; oxidoreductase activity
Source: RefSeq, a predicted model, not a curated record
CAAGCCCCCACUCCACGUAUAAGUGCCCCCCCACUCUUUCUGUUUCUCUCUCACAAUGCAUCCAUAGAUCUGACCCUCUCCCCCUUCUCCAUUUAAACCAUUCUUGAAUCUCCUCUUUUAGUAAAGUUUUCUUUUACUAAAAAUGGAAGCAAAGAGAUUUAUCUUGGCCUCAUUCCUCUGCCUCCUAAUCUCCGUUUCCACGGCCGAAGACCCCUACCGGUUCUUCAACUGGAGGGUCACUUAUGGCAACAUUUGGCCUAUGGGCGUCAAGCAACAGGGUAUUUUGAUUAACGGGCAGUUCCCUGGGCCUCAGGUUGAGGCGGUCACCAACGAUAAUCUUAUCAUCAACGUCUACAACGGCCUCAGCGAGCCAUUCCUCAUCUCUUGGAAUGGACUGCUACAGAGGAAAAACUCGUGGGAAGAUGGAGUCGCUGGCACAAAUUGUCCGAUUCCACCAAGAAGAAACUUCACGUAUAUUCUUCAGGUGAAGGACCAAAUCGGCAGCUACUUCUACUUCCCUUCCCUUGCAUUCCACAAGGCAGCGGGAGGAUUUGGUGGUAUCAGGAUUCUUAGCCGCCCGAGGAUUCCGGUGCCUUUCCCUCCUCCUGCUGGUGACUUCACUUUGCUAGUCGGCGACUGGUACAAGGCUAACCACAAUUCUUUGAAAUGGAUGCUAGACAAUGGAAAAAACCUUCCUUCCCCUGAUGGGCUUCUUAUGAAUGGCAGGGGAUGGAAUGGGAAUACAUUCACAGUUGAACAAGGUAAAACAUACAGAUUUAGAAUAUCUAACGUAGGACUGAUGAACUGUAUCAACAUAAGAUUUCAAGGUCACAUUAUGAAGCUUGUCGAAGUGGAAGGCUCUCAUACUGUACAGACCAGCUAUGCUGCUCUCGAUAUAUGUUUAGGCCAGACUUACUCAGUUCUUGUAAUGGCUAAUCAACCUCCACGUGAUUAUUACAUUGUGGCUUCCACUAGAUUCAGUAGACCAACGCUCACCACCACCUCGAUCCUUCACUACAAAAACUCUUGGAGCAAACCCAUUGGUGCUCCUCCAGGUGGCCCAACUAUUCAAGUUGCUUGGGGUCUUAACCAAGCAAGAUCAAUCAGAUGGAAUCUGACUGCAAGUGGUCCUAGACCAAACCCACAAGGUUCCUAUCACUAUGGGAUGAUCAAACCCGUAAGAACAAUUAGGCUCGCAAAUUCUGCUCCAAUAAUCAAUGGAAAGCAGAGAUACGCGGUUAACAGUGUAUCCUUCGUUCAAGCUGAUACUCCACUCAAACUCGCAGACUACUUCAAGAUACAGGGAGUUUUCUCGCUUGGAAGCAUUCCUGAUAACCCAACUUUUGGCGGUGGUUAUCUCGGAACUCCAGUCAUGGCAGCGAAUUUUAGGGAUUAUGUAGAGAUUAUCUUUGAGAACUAUGAAGAUUCAGUUCAGUCUUGGCAUAUUGAUGGUUAUUCUUUCUGGGUCGUCGGAAUGGAUGGAGGUCAAUGGAGAUCAUCAAGCAGGAAUAGUUACAACUUGAGAGAUGCAGUUUCUCGUUGUACUGUUCAGGUAUACCCGAAAUCAUGGACAGCCAUCUAUAUGCCAUUGGAUAACGUGGGCAUGUGGAACAUAAGAUCGGAGAACUGGGCAAGGCAGUACCUCGGUCAGCAGUUUUAUCUCCGUGUUUUUUCUCCAGCAAAUUCUUUGAGGGAUGAGUAUCCCAUACCCAAGAAUGCGCUACUCUGUGGGAGGGCUUCCGGUCGCAGAACUAGGCCGCUCUGAUAUUCUUAUCAGGCGUUCGAUUUUUGUCACGAGAGGGUGACUCUUAAUUUCUUGCUAGAGAAAAAGCUUUAGCUCAAAGCUUCUGUGGGAACUUCAUUCCUGUUCAAUUUUAAGUUUAUGAU